This is a messenger RNA of Cryptomeria japonica (Japanese cedar), 854 nucleotides long. Its product is annotated as large ribosomal subunit protein eL22y. The record is from RefSeq and is a predicted model, not a curated record. The coding region runs from base 151 to 540 and encodes 129 amino acids. Gene Ontology annotation, biological process: cytoplasmic translation. Gene Ontology annotation, molecular function: structural constituent of ribosome; RNA binding. Gene Ontology annotation, cellular component: ribosome. The transcript has 2 exons. Lineage: Eukaryota; Viridiplantae; Streptophyta; Pinopsida; Cupressales; Cupressaceae.
UCUUGUUAUAAGGUUUGGGCGAAUCAGAAUUACGAGUUUAGGGUUUUAACGCAUAUAUUUUUUUUCGGAAUACCCUAACAUUCUUUGUUCGCGAGUAGAAGAUUCAAGCUGCUGUGGCGGGUGAAGCAGAGGAGAAGAGAAGCAGAAGAAAUGGCUCCUCUAGUAGCAAAGAAGGGAGCGGCGCCCGCAAAGGGAGGGAAAAAGAAGGCUAACACCUUCGUCAUUGACUGUGGAAAGCCAGUAGAAGACAAGAUCAUGGACAUCGCCUCCUUUGAGAAGUUUUUGCAGGAUCGCAUCAAGGUCGGCGGUAAAACAGGGGUUUUGGGUGAUGUGGUUACCAUCUCCCGCGACAAGAACAAGCUCAGUGUCACUUCUGAGACGGCCUUUUCUAAAAGAUAUUUGAAGUACUUGACAAAGAAGUAUUUGAAAAAGCAUAAUGUCAGGGAUUGGCUGCGAGUGAUAGCUUCCAAUAAGGAUCGCAAUGUCUAUGAGCUACGUUAUUUCAACAUUGCUGAGAACGAGGCAGAGGAUGAAGAUUAAAUUUAAGUUUUGUCAGUAUUUAGGUGUAAGUGACACUGAUUUUUUUAACUAUAAAGAGUCGGCUGCUGCAAUUCUGUCAUAAAUAUCAUGCUAGAUUCGAGUUUAUUUUGUUUGCUUCUAUUUUGGCAGGCUGUUUACCUCGACUAUGUAGGUAGAGAGCUUGCAUUUCGAAGUUAGGGGACAAUUUUUUGUAGUCUUUGAAUUGCAGAAUUUUAUGUAUGUUACUUGAAUUCUAUAUGCCAGUUGGGCAUUUGAUUAUUUUUCAAAUGUAAUUUCUUAAUCCUUUUCUUAUGCAACUUAGAUUGAUUAUCAUA